AUGUCGGACCCAAACAAGCCAUCGUCGCCCGGUUUGUACGAAGAUUUUUUCCGCCGUCAAUCCUGGCCUGAACCAUGGGAUGAAUCCGAGUUCUCGCCUGAUCAAAGGAGGGCGGAGAUCCAAAAUCGCGUUAGAAGUAAGGUAUCAAAAGGGAUCACGGAAAGUUUCUUCGAACAUUCCUUCUACCCGUUUUCGUGCUGGCCAUGGGGAUUUUUCAUCUACCGGACAGCAUACGGAUCCGACGAGGACUGGAACCAGGCUCUUGCUAAGCUUCAUCGCUAUAUUCACUAUGAUAUAUGGCGCACCGUUAAAGACGAACCGGAGGCAGCUAAGAUUGUUUGGGAGGGCUGUCACAACGUCAUUGUUGAGGAUCGAAAAUUGCUAGAGGGCGCUUCACCCAUCAAAGUCCGGGAACUAUUUCAGGAGUGGAUAGUCCGAAAUCCAGAGCACGAUAAUCAUAGCGAGCCACGAUCAAGCUUUUGCUUGAUGAUUGAUGAUCAUGCUAUUCAAUCCAUUCUAGCGAGUUCGGAGCCAGGUCUGGACCGCAACCAGCCCGGAUACGUGAUCUUGAUCGGUCGCUCAUUUCCUGAUAAGGGGGGGCUCAGAUUCGAGCCUUUUAAUGGGAGUUGGAUGCGACUGCUGAUGCAUGGGAUCUGGCGCGUUACCUGUAAUGCUGAUGAUUUUGAUUUUGAUGACUUGUGUCGGUGGAUCGCGAAGCCGUGCUUGAUUCCUUACUGUGAUGGCUCUGAGAGCUGGGUGGAGGACGUGAAUGGGCAGAAGGUAACGGGCCCUUAUUCUUCGGGCGAUGAGGAGGACGAAGACGACGAUGACGAUGAGGAGGAAGACGGGUAUACCGAAGCAGGCGGUUAUCCCCUCUACGAUAAUUAUAAAUUUCUUAAGAAGGGGGGGCAUAUUUAG
Messenger RNA from Aspergillus melleus, 918 nucleotides. RefSeq lists its product as uncharacterized. The coding region runs from base 1 to 918 and encodes 305 amino acids. The record is from RefSeq and is a predicted model, not a curated record. NCBI's taxonomy places the organism in Eukaryota, Fungi, Ascomycota, Eurotiomycetes, Eurotiales, Aspergillaceae. The transcript has a single exon.